AUAAAGAAUUUUUAAAAUAAGAAAAUUCACUGUACUGUUUGUAAAAUGGUAUGACCAAAUAAGACAACGACGGUCUAAUGUAACAUGUAAUGUAAAACUACGUACUUUACAAAUUACGAACUUGUUUCUUAGGCGAUCAGUAGAUAUAUCUAUAGGUCAACUUUGAUCAAUUUUGAGGAACUGAAAAAUUAAAAUAUUAAAAAAAUAACAAUAUGCACAAAUAUAUAAUGCGUAUAGAUGUAAUUAUAACAUGUCAAAUUAAAGUAUAAAAUUGGAAUACAAUAAACGUGGUUAUAUGUAUGUAUUAAUUUUUUCUAAAUCUUUCCUCGUCGAAUUCAACUGAAAAGAAAUUAUAGAAAAAAAUAAUAUAAGAAAAUUGCAGAGUAUUUUGACAAAAAAAAAAAUUAUUUAUGUAUACCUGCAAGUUGGAGAGAAAAAAGAAAAAAAUAUAAAAAAUAAAGCAAGCAAUAAAACAACAACGAUGCAUUAAUCGCGUUAUUAUUAAUACUCUCUUUGAGGCUUGAGAAACAAUAAAAAAAGAAGUUAGAAAAUUUAUUAUUUAGAUUAUGCGCAUAAAAACAUCGAUAAUCAUCCUAAUGUUAAACAUUCUUAAAUCUGUAACAACAAAAUAAUAAACAAUACAUAUUUAUAAAUUUUAGUAUUAAAUUAACUAUAGAACAGGUGGUUACCUUGUGGAAACGGAAAUUGGAGAUAACGAAGAAAUAUGUAUUAGGGUGGAUAGAUUAAAAUACAUAUCGCAUGCACACAAGUAAAACAUGCUUCCAUCUUGUAUAAACGUGCGUAAUUAGUCAUAUCCACAGUGCGCACAUAUCUGUCAUUUCGUGCUAUUAACCUUUUGUCUUUUUGUUAUAUUUGAUGAUGUUUAUAUUUUGAGGUUAUCUAACUUUAGAAAAUGAGAUACGAUUUUUGUAAUCAUUACUUUGUAUUCUUGUAAGAAAAGUUUUGUUCGAAAAAGUCGUGAUCGAUUAACCUCCAAAAUCUUGCUUUUGAUAAUCACAUUAGCACAUACUGUUUUGUUUUGUGUUAUGCCUUAUGUUUUGGUUAGUUUUGCAUCUAAAAACUCAGAAAGUGGGUGUCUAUGCUAGUAAUGUUGUAGGUGUGAUAUUGUGAUUUUUUGAACCGAGUAUAAAAUGACCAAAAUAAAUUUUCUUUGACACGAUGUUUCAUUGACCUAUAAUUUUCUUGUGUUGUGGAUGUUCAUAAAUUUUCUUACCUAUUUUGUUUUUAAAUCUCUACUAGGUAAUUGUAAAUGGUAUAACUAAAGAUUUCUUCACAUUUUACUUGAAUUGUAUCAAAUGAGACUGAAUGUAUGGUAUAUAAGUUUUGCUCUUUCACAUUUGAUAGACGCAUAGUCAUUUUAGUGAUUGCACAUUCAACUAUAAAGACAGAAAUGUUAAUAUUGAACACAAUGAUGCCUUAAGCUACGAUUAAACAUAGAAAGGUUCCAAUAAAAAUAGACUUCUUUAUUUUGGAAUCAUCUAUGAAGAUGGAAGCAUGAUGUGGAACUGUGUUUUUAUGACUAUUCUGACUAAUUUAAACAUGUAGUUGGUUGAGUUUUGCAGCAUGUCAUAUAAUUGUAUUGACGUUAUGAAAUAUGUACAUUAAUCAAUGACUUUUGUGAUUACAAUUUCUAACCUAUUUUUGAUUGUUAAGAUUCUAUUGAAAAAUGUAUGUAUUCAACAUAGGGAUAUAGGGAAGAAUAUUCCUGAUAUACAGAUUGUAAAGAAGAAAAAUGUUAAUUUUUUAAUGAAAAGAAACAGCGACAUUGUUCACAAAAUGUAUGAAAAGAAGAUAAUACAACUUUGGAAAAAAAUGUAGGAUUAUGGGAUUGGUUAACCAGAAAGAAUACUCUGUAUAUCUUUCUUAUUUAUGUAUUUAUUUUUUUUCCGUUUAUUUAAUAAUAAACCAUGAAAAAAAACUACGACGGAGUUCUUUAUUAAUUAACCAACUAGUCAAGACUAUACACAUUUUAUAGGUACAUUUAGUAAUUUUACCGUUCAUAUGCUUCACAUGCCCGGUUGAUUGUGCUCGAAAGUAAUCGACUGGCCACCCCUGCUAUUCAAGUUGAACAUGCUCGAUAACAUAAAUUGUAUGUAGUUUCUUUCGCGAUGAUUAAAAUGCAUUUUUUAAAAUAAAUAUUUUAUAGGAAAUGUAUAUUAUCGUUAAUUAACGUCUAAUUGUAUCCUUAAAAGAUGGCGUUCCUGCAUUUUCGAAAAUGAUUAUAAAUAUAAGGUACUAUCUUCAGUUGUAACAUAAAUAUUUCACAUAAAAUUUGGGGUCAUGCGUUACGCAUCUUUGAUUUAAUUUAGCGCAACUAAAUUGUACGUACUCAUGUAUGUGUGAUCAUUUUUGUUGCGUUCGCCACCAACAGAAUCGAGAGGUUAAGAAAUUCAGCACGCCUUAUGAGCCAUGAAUACCGAUCCAACGACUUCUUCCACACUAGGCAGUGCUAGAUCCACCACGCGAGAUCGAAUUCACGUAGAUGGCAACGUGACUAUCGUCAGACAAUUGUAUGGAUAUCGGAGAAGAUGCCCUCUGCAUAUGUUACACGGAGACUCGUGACUCUCUGGUGGCAGGCUUGGCGGAUGGUACGAUAAAAUUGUACAAAUUAAAUUCCGAAGAAGAUGCGCAAACGUUGCGUGACACCGAGAUAAUACAAAAGCCUAGUCCAGCAACAGCAGUUAAACACAGACCUGUUCGCAAAUCUCACCCGAUCACGCGAACUUUCAUCGCGACAUAUGCCAACGGUUGCGUGAAGUGUUGGCAUUAUCCGAGCUCGCAAUGCCUUUACACGAUAAGAGAGAAGAGACAGACACUGGGUGUGGCUUACCAUUCUUCUCUGCCGAAAUUUGUGACCUUGGGCGACGAUGCAAAGAUUUUCUUGUACGACGAGGAAACUAAGAUGCAAGAAAGGGUGUUUCACGCAAGCCAGUCAUUGGAAAUCAUGGACGGUCACAGGUCGAGGAUCUUCAGUGCAUGUUUCAACCCGAAAUCGGCACACGAGCUAAUCUCUGGUGGCUGGGAUGACACGAUUCAGUUUUGGGACACCAGACAACCGUACGCGCUUCGACGCAUAUCGGGUGUACACAUGUGUGGCGAUGGACUCGACAUCAGUAGGAAUGGAAGAGAGAUCUUGUCUUGCGCCUGGCAACGACAGAAUCCUAUUCAGUUGUGGGACUAUGGUAGCGGGAAGCUUCUCGUCUCCUUAGAACCCGACAGUUAUUCUUCUCUGCUCUAUUGUGGAAAAUACGUUACAAACAUGUUUCUCGCUUGCGGCGGGGCGGAUGUGGAUCUCUUCAGAGUAGUCGAUUUGAGAUCGCACGCUACCAUAGCGAUGAUUAGAAAUCUAAACGGAGGUACGUAUAGCAUGGACGUUGGUCUUGUAAACCCGAAGCACGCGAAGAAAACGAGAACGGCCACCGUGAUACCGCAAAUCGCGUUCUGUGCUGGCAGGCGACUCUUCGAGAUAGACGCUCAACCUGGUUGACAGACAAUUAAAAUUUCAGUAGCAUGCAAAUGUUUAUUCACAUUGAGAAUUAAACGCAUCGAUAAAAGCAAAUUUUUGUGUAAAGUUAACGGUUAAUGUAAUUAGUCCUUAUCACUCCGAGAAUAUCAUGGGGGUGAUUUUCAACGAAUUCCAGACAAACUUUGUUCAUUUCAAAGUGCUAAGAAGAGACACUGUACAAAUUUUAUAAGGUAGUUUUUUAUUUGUAAGAAUACUUAUACUUUACCAUUACUUUUAGAUAUGUUUAAAAAUUACUCUCUGAAAUGUAAGUUUUAAAAGAAUAUUUUAGUGCGAAUUUUGUUGGAAAAUACAAAGCAUGAAAAC
This is a messenger RNA of Hylaeus anthracinus, 3850 nucleotides long. RefSeq lists its product as uncharacterized. NCBI's taxonomy places the organism in Eukaryota, Metazoa, Arthropoda, Insecta, Hymenoptera, Colletidae. The coding region runs from base 2534 to 3508 and encodes 324 amino acids. The transcript has 6 exons. The record is from RefSeq and is a predicted model, not a curated record. Gene Ontology annotation, molecular function: protein binding.